This is a messenger RNA of Prosopis cineraria, 594 nucleotides long. RefSeq names its product protein RADIALIS-like 3. Bases 101 to 379 code for a protein of 92 amino acids. The transcript has 2 exons. Gene Ontology annotation, molecular function: DNA-binding transcription factor activity. The record is from RefSeq and is a predicted model, not a curated record. Lineage: Eukaryota; Viridiplantae; Streptophyta; Magnoliopsida; Fabales; Fabaceae.
UCUCUGCACAUACCAGCUCUGAUCUUUCUCAAGCCUUACGCUAUAGACUGUUCUCAUCCUAGCCCCUGUUAUCUAUUGCCAGGACUUACCCUCUAGAGAAAUGGCAUCGAGCUCGAUGUCGUCCUCCGGGUCAUGGAGUGCCAAGGAGAACAAAGCCUUUGAGAGGGCUCUUGCAGUUUAUGACAAGGACACUCCUGAUCGUUGGUACAAUGUUGCCAGGGCUGUUGGUGGGAAGACACCGGAGGAGGUGAAGAGGCACUAUGAAAUGCUUGUGAGGGACAUUCAGCAUAUAGAAUCUGGGAGAGUGCCCUUCCCCAACUACAAGAAAAUUGGAAGCUUUGAUGACCAAAAAAGGCUGAAAAACCUGCAGCUCCAGUGAAACGUCAGUGACAAAAAAGAUGUUCAUCGUCUCCAAGCUGGCAUAUAAUAGCACACGGUGUCAUGUGGCAUAAGUCUGUCCGUCAUAACUAAGAAUCAUAUAUAGCUUAUGAUCUAUUUGUACUUUGAUUUCGUUGAAGUUGCCACGAAGAAUCAACGGCUAUGUUUUUUAUGUUUCUGUUUGGCAUCAUUAAUAAAGCUGCCAGUUUAUGUUAA